This is a messenger RNA of Leguminivora glycinivorella, 1373 nucleotides long. It is a transcript of the gene JMJD5, whose product is annotated as bifunctional peptidase and arginyl-hydroxylase JMJD5. Gene Ontology annotation, cellular component: nucleus. Lineage: Eukaryota; Metazoa; Arthropoda; Insecta; Lepidoptera; Tortricidae. The record is from RefSeq and is a predicted model, not a curated record. Gene Ontology annotation, molecular function: histone H3K36 demethylase activity. The transcript has a single exon. The coding region runs from base 141 to 1331 and encodes 396 amino acids.
GUCAAAGUGACACUGACAGUUUUAACAAAAUAAACAGCACAGCAGGAGUAUGGUUUUUACCAAGUUUCAUGUGUUUUUAUCAAAAUAUAAACAUUAAACUACAUGUUUUGUAAAAUAUUCUGCAGUCGACUGAGACUACAAUGGAACCGUUAAAUAAUAUUCUACAAAAACUCGAUGAGUUCAAGGUAAAUAUAUCAAUAUCUGAGAUUCAAGAGCUAAGUUUAGCUUGUAGGGCAACAUUGAAAGAUUUACUGAAUGACACUAAGGCGAUAGCAAAGUCAGAUGUGAUACAAAUUCAAGCAAUACUCGACUACAUGCAUGAGCAAAUAAAUAUUGGGAAUUGGAAAGACGUAAAACCAUUCCUACGAAAAACAAUAACUAUAGCUUCUUAUUUAAAGCUCCUCGCUCAUAUCAAGUUCUCGGAUGAACUUACAGAAAAUAUACUUAGAGAAUCGUUGAAAAUAAUAGAUCAUGGUAUAAUUUUUGGAUGUCCAUUGGAAAAAGAUCCGAGGCUACUUCAUAACUGUGCAUCUUUCCUAAAUGAAAUCUAUGGACAAUCACAUACUGUCAAACCUAUUCAACUACCAAGUAGUCCAAAGACCUCUGUAAAAGAAUACAAUGCUACUCCAUUAGAAAUAUUAGACUGCCCAAGUAUGGAACACUUUUUUAAAAACUAUAUAUUAGCAGAGAAGCCUGUUAUACUAGACAACUGCAUAAAUCAUUGGCCCGCUUUGAAAAAAUGGCAAGAUCAAACAUAUUUGAUUAAGCUAGCUGGAUUGAGAACAGUUGCAAUAGAAAUCGGUAGAGAGUACACAGAAUCUGAUUGGACCCAGAAACUCAUGACAGUUGAAGAAUUUAUAAACAAUCACAUAUAUAAUUCAGAUGGGAGUACAGGGUACUUGGCACAAUAUCAGCUGUUUGAUCAAGUUCCAGAGCUAAAGAAUGAUAUAAGCGAACCAGAAUAUUGUUGUUUUUCCGAUAGCAAUGAUCCCGUGGACAUCAUGGCUUGGUACGGCCCGAAAGGAACUGUGUCUCCUCUUCACCAUGACCCUAAAAGAAACCUGUUGGCCCAAGUGGUGGGUGAAAAGCAGAUUUUCUUAUUUUCACCUGAAGAUUCAGAGUUUUUAUACCCGCAUGAACAUGAAUUACUCAGUAAUACAGCGAGAGUGGAUCCUAGACAACCUAAUAUGGAAAGUUAUCCUAAGUACAAGGAUGCGAAGCCCUAUUUUUGCAUAUUGCGGCCUGGGCAGUUAUUGUAUAUUCCCCCUAAGUGGUGGCAUUUUGUGGAGUCACUGUCCGUUAGUUUUUCAGUUAGCUUUUGGUGGACAUAACAUUAUCAAUAUAAAAACUUGGCUGAAGCUGCACUUGCCAGC